AUGGCGUCCGACCACGAUGCCUUCGCCGACUGGCUGAAGACGUUGGCCCCAGAUGAGUUAGCCAAGCUCAAAGCCUUGCAUUCUGCCUCGGCGCAGACGGCAGCCGACACAGCCGUACAGGAUGAUGACGUGGAAGACCUUGAUGAAGCCGACACGGCCCAGCCUUCCCAGACCGAAGCCGACGGAGAAUACCUCCCUAUGGAGGAGCAGCUCAUCGACAUGACGGCCGUCGUCACAGCAGCCACACACCAGCAGCCUUUUCCUCUGCUUUUCUUUGAUCCCGAGGAGCCGACAGGCCGUGCCUUCUGGAGCCAUUCCGCCUCCCACGAAGACCCCACCUGCUUCCAAGCCUUCCCAGCCGCAGCCCUCGGAGAAGCCGCCGCAGCAGAAGCGCCCCCGAAAGUCCCACAGAAUUGGAAGCCGGCGCAGCAAACCUUUCUGCCCGAGUCAGCCAAGGCCCAGUCGGCAGAUCCGACGACCAAAGCCAUGCCACAAGUGCAGCAAUCCCCGCCGCCCAAACCCAAGGCCUCGGAGCCACAGACGGCGCAGGAAACCAGCCAAGCACUGCCCAUCCCGAAAGUUGCCACUGCCACACCCAGCCCACAGCCUUCCCCAGAGCCAGCUUCCAGCAGUUCCGACCAGGCCCCACACUCAGCCUUGCAUGGCCAGACCAGGGAAGGGGUCUUCUUCGAGCCGGAGUUCCUUGCAUCCGACCACAAGCCUACAUACCCUGGCCCUUACCGACCACCCAAGCCUUUUGGACUAGCCGUGAUCUGGGACUCCCGCGCGUGGAUUAAUUUCUAUGGCAGUGAGCCUCCAAAUGCAGCCGUGGAGAUCGACGUCGAGUCCCACUUUUACACGGUCGAGCCAGGACCCACUGAGGAUCAGCCUUCUCAGCCGGGGCCUAGCCAGGAGCAGGAGUCUGAGCCUUCCGGCGAGCCCGUCGACCUCCCGCCCUGCCCACCACUCCCCGAGUGGUUUUCAGCCGAUACGGGGGUGCUCCGCUAUUGGCACUUCGGUGCCACGGAAAAGGGCAACCCCCGCAAUAUGAGCAAGCAGUCG
Symbiodinium sp. CCMP2592 is the source of this 1062-nucleotide messenger RNA. The record is from the annotation of a GenBank genome assembly. NCBI's taxonomy places the organism in Eukaryota, Dinophyceae, Suessiales, Symbiodiniaceae.